GUUGCUCUCAGGUGAUGAUGGGUCGAUAGAAGGAAGAGCUCUCGCGCCUUUUACCUGUCUGCGCGCACAGGGCUGGUCGGAGGCGCGCGCUCAUUCCCCUCAGAGACGCGCCUUUGGGAGCGUGAGUGAGUUCUCCUCUCGCGCGCCAGGAAUAAAGCGAAGCCUUCAGUUCAACACUUCAGUUCAAUGAGGCUGUUCGUGAACUAUUGGAGUACUCAAGCAUCGCCACAGCAUCGUAGAGUAACGUUACUCCCCUCGCGUCAUGUCUCACUCUGAGAGAUGGGCAAGUUCGACGAGCACGAGAGGGUAAUCCUCAACGUCGGGGGCACGAGGCACGAAACUUACCGGACCACGUUGAAGACCCUGCCGGGCACGCGUCUGGCCCUGCUCGCCUCCGAGUCGGACCUCGAGUCGGUUCUGGACCAGCUGCAACAAGUUCCGGGGUUCAUCGAGUACAACGCGCGCAGCAACGAGUACUUCUUCGACCGGCACCCGGGUGUCUUCGCCUACGUGCUCAACUACUACCGGACCGGGAAGCUGCACUGCCCGGCGGACGUGUGCGGUCCGCUGUUCGAGGAGGAGCUGUCCUUCUGGGGCAUCGAUGAGACGGACGUGGAGCCGUGCUGCUGGAUGACCUACCGACAGCACCGGGAUGCUGAAGAGGCGCUGGAUGUUUUCGAGAUGAACGUGGACAACGACGAGGACGACGAGUACGGCAAGCGACUGGGCAUCGAGGAUGUGGUGUCCGCAGACGGCACCGUCAGCAGGUGGAGGAAGUGGCAGCCGGUCAUCUGGAACCUGUUUGAGGACCCGUACUCCUCUAGAGCCGCCCGGUUCAUUGCAUUCGCCUCCUUGUUCUUCAUUCUGGUUUCCAUCACAACCUUCUGCCUGGAGACCCACGAGGCCUUCAACACGAUCAUCAACAAGACGGACGUGUCUCGCAACGACAGUCUGGAGUACGAGAUCGAGACGGAUCCGGCGCUCACCUACGUGGAGGGAGUUUGCGUUCUCUGGUUCACCUUUGAGUUCCUGGUGCGCGUGACGUUCAGUCCGGAUAAGCUCGAGUUCGUCAAGAGCGUCCUCAACAUCAUAGACUUCGUGGCCAUUUUGCCGUUUUACUUGGAGGUCGGAUUGAGCGGACUUUCCUCCAAAGCGGCCAAAGAUGUUUUGGGCUUCUUGCGGGUGGUGCGUUUCGUGCGGAUCUUGCGGAUCUUCAAGUUGACGCGCCACUUCGUGGGCCUUCGCGUACUGGGACACACUCUCCGCGCGAGCACAAACGAGUUCCUGCUCCUCAUCAUCUUCCUGGCGUUGGGCGUGCUCAUCUUCGCCACCAUGAUCUACUACGCCGAGCGGAUCGGAGCCAGUCCGAACGACCCUACGGCCAGCCACCACACUAUGUUCAAGAACAUCCCCAUUGGCUUUUGGUGGGCUGUGGUCACUAUGACCACUUUAGGUUAUGGAGACAUGUACCCUCAGACGUGGUCUGGCAUGGUUGUGGGCGCGCUGUGUGCCCUCGCUGGUGUGCUUACGAUAGCCAUGCCGGUGCCCGUCAUCGUCAAUAACUUUGGCAUGUACUACUCGCUAGCCAUGGCCAAACAGAAGCUCCCCAAGAAGAGAAAGAAACACAUCCCUCAGGUUGUGCAGACUGGCUCGCCGUCUUACUGCAAAACGGAUCUGAGUACAGCAUGCAACAGCACGCAGGGAGAGCUGUGCCUCGGGCAGGGCAGAGGACUAGAGCGCCACCGCUCAGUGUUUGCGGACUGCAGCGCAGGAAGUGACAUCAGCAUGUCUCCAGAGGAGCGGAUACCCAUGCGUCACUCCAGCAUGCGUGAACAGGACCGUCACACUGAAGGCACGUGCUUCCUACUGGCCGCCAGCGACUACACCUGCACAGCAGAUACAGCUAUUAGAAAAACAGGCUAUGAGAAAUCCGGAAGCUUAAACAACAUAGCCGGCACCGCUCUCCAUCUCUCUCCAGUGACCUCGCCCUGUCCGAUUCACCGUUCCCCUAUCCCGUCCAUCUUCUGAGGCCACGCCUACUCACACAUGCACUGCAGAGACUCCG
Rhinichthys klamathensis goyatoka is the source of this 2065-nucleotide messenger RNA. RefSeq names its product potassium voltage-gated channel, Shaw-related subfamily, member 2 (gene kcnc2). The transcript has 4 exons. NCBI's taxonomy places the organism in Eukaryota, Metazoa, Chordata, Actinopteri, Cypriniformes, Leuciscidae. Gene Ontology annotation, cellular component: voltage-gated potassium channel complex; neuronal cell body membrane; axon. Gene Ontology annotation, molecular function: protein binding; delayed rectifier potassium channel activity. Gene Ontology annotation, biological process: potassium ion transmembrane transport; protein homooligomerization. The record is from RefSeq and is a predicted model, not a curated record. The coding region runs from base 280 to 2028 and encodes 582 amino acids.